This is a messenger RNA of Arctia plantaginis, 987 nucleotides long. The record is from the annotation of a GenBank genome assembly. NCBI's taxonomy places the organism in Eukaryota, Metazoa, Arthropoda, Insecta, Lepidoptera, Erebidae.
AUGAGUCGGUUUCGUUUAGGCACGUUCGCUACAACACUGAGCAGACCUUACUUGUUUUCCAAACCACUGAGUGGCAAUAUUUUAAGUACCAGAACUUUUACAGUAACAAGCAGUACAAACAUGAAAUUUGUACAAUUUGCAUAUAAAAAUAAACAAGACGAGAUUCGCGUGGGUUAUGUAGAGGGUGAUAAUGUGAUUGACAUAAAUAAAUGUAAUCCAGAAUUACCAUCUACUAUGUUGGGAUUAUUACAAAGAGGCAACUUAGAUAGAGUGAAAAGUAUAAAGAGCUCCAAUCCACAAUCUGAGCCGAUGUCCAGCAUUAAUUUAAUGGCGCCCAUUACUGGAAUGGACAAAGUGAUGUGUAUUGGACUGAACUAUGCCGAUCAUUGCAAGGAACAGAAUCUCGAGCAGCCAAAAGUGCCGAUGAUAUUUAGUAAAUUUAGCAGUACCAUUAUUGGACCGAGCGAAGCUCUCAGAAUUAGAACUGAAAUUGCUAAGAAAGUAGAUUGGGAAGUAGAACUGGCAUUUAUUAUCCGCAAAAAAUGUACUAACGUGAAGGCAGCAGACGCCUACGAUUGUGUUUUGGGGUACACGAUUGCACAAGACAUCAGUAGCAGAGACUGGCAGAAGGAGCUAAAUGGUGGACAGUUUUUGUUGGGGAAGGCUCAAGAUACUUUCUGCCCCAUUGGGCCAUGGAUAGUGACAAAGGAUGAAAUCGACGAUCCUCAGAAAUUGGACAUCAAAUGUAGCGUGAACGGCGUAGAGAAGCAGAAAAGUAACACGUUAAAUCUCAUACACAAGAUACCUGAUGUCAUUGAGAGACUGUCCUCGCUAAUGACACUCCUGCCCGGUGACAUUGUACUCACGGGUACUCCCGGCGGUGUGGGCGCUCACCGCAAUCCUCCAGAAUUCUUGAAGCCUGGAGAUGUAAUACGGAGCGAGAUUCAGAACAUUGGUGUGUUAGAAGUGAGGGUGGAAAAGUUUUAA